CUGUGCAGGGAAGCUGCGGGAUGCAAUCGAGGCAUGACCUGCGGUUUUUUUUUUCAUCUCGGUCACCUUUUUAGAACCCACAGGACGAACGCUCUUGUCGGCGUUUAAACCACGGAGUGCACGCCCAAAUGCCUUCGACGUCUCGAGCAAGAAACGCCGUUUGUUAUGUUAGCUUAGCUUAGAAUGGUUAGCUUGAAGGCUGGGGAGUUAAGCUAGUCAAGCAGCAUCGCUAUGUUUGUCUGUUAUGGACGCAAUUUUGGGGGUUGUUUAAUUCUACAUGUACGCUGGGGUCUUGUUGAAUGAGCGCAUUGUCGAAAUAGAAGCAUGUUUACUGCGUCCAAAUUACCCGGCUUCAGUUCGUUGGCUUUGUCCACUUGCUGACUCGAGUCGGCAGAUGUCAUACGCCGAACCUUUUAAAGUCGCUAUUAAUGUUACAGAACGACGUUACUUUAAGAAAAGUUCCCGGCCCCCUUUUGAGUUUCGAGGCACUUCAUACAUGUCUGAAUCGGGAUAAUAAGGAUGAGAGGUCUUCAUCUCUCACACAAGCCCGUGCUGCUUCCCUUAUCGAUUAGCUGACCAACAUCUGCCGCAGCCGGGAGGACUGAGCAAGGAGAAACCGGGGACCCCCAAAAUACCGUAGCUCUGGUGCACAUUUGUCAAACAAUGGCUGCUAGUGGGCUGCACGCGCUGUCCAAGCAGAGCAACGUGGCAGUGCCAGUGGCAGGACUGUCAGCAAUGUCCCUCAGCAACACGUCCUCGGGCCCGACACCAGCUCCUGAUAACAGGGGUUGUAAGAAUGGCGCCCUAAUGAACUCGUUUGGGAUCUUCCUUCAAGGACUCCUUGCUGUGAUGGCUUUCAGCAUUCUCAUGUUGAAACGCUUCCGGGAGCCCAAACAUGAGAGGAGACCCUGGAGAAUCUGGUUCCUGGAUACUUCCAAACAGGCGAUUGGGAUGCUCUUCAUCCACUUUGCUAAUGUUUACCUUUCAGACCUUAAUGAGGAGGAUCCCUGCUCGUUGCACACUGGAACCAAUGCUUUGUUUCCUAGAUACCUCAUUAACUUCUUAUUGGAUGCCUCUCUGGGCAUGUUGUUCAUCUACGCUGGCGUACGAGCCGUCAGUGCAGUUGUCGAGUGGAGGCAAUGGGAGUCUCUCCGUUUUGGAGAAUACGGAGAGCCUAUACAGUGCUCAGCAUGGUUGGGUCAGUGUAUUCUCUACAUCCUCAUCAUGAUGUUUGAGAAAGUCCUUAUCAUGCUGGUCCUCCUCAUCCCCCAAUGGAAGAAGCUGGCGCUCCUCAACCCCAUAGACAAUCCUGAGUUGGAACUGGCCCUCGUCAUGCUUAUCGUUCCAUUCUUCGUGAACGCCCUCAUGUUUUGGGUGGUUGACAAUUUCCUUAUGAAGAAGCACAGGACCAAAGCGAAGCUAGAGGAGAGAGAAGAGGAUUUGCGGGGGAACGGCAAGGUGCGCUACAGACGAGCUCUGUCCCACGACGACUCCGAGUCAGAGAUCCUUUUCUCAGCAGACGAUGAAAUGGAUGAGUCAGACGAGGACGAUGUUCGCCGCCUUAUGGGUCUGAAGACGGUUAAGAAGAAGAAGCUGCGCAUGGGUAUCCCCGUUUGACUGAAUGCCUCGAUAAAUGCGGGGCCAGCUACGAACGUUUCCCCCACUUCCACUGCAGCCUGAUCAUCAACCUACUCAAGAGACCCUUUCAAACAUAGGAACCCCUUUAAUGGCAGUCAUCCAGGUACCCUAAAUGACUCCUGCAGGUUAAACACACUUGGGUUGGUUUUUAUGUUGCAUUUUGAAAUGACACACCUGAGUGAGUGUGGUGUGAGUAUACGAGGAAAAUACAAUACAUAAAGCUGGGCUUACUACGAUGUAUGGACUUGUGUGACGUUGUGCCACCGCACUAAUCUAUGACCACAGAAGAACAGUCACCAUGCACCUUUCUUCUGUUUUGUGUAUUCUUGAUACGGAUUCCAUUUGUGUUCUCAUGUCGAUGUACCACCAUGGGCGCGUGCACAUGCUCUGCUCGUCGCCCCUCAAGCUUGGAGGCAUGUUCAGCACCAUUUCACCCUGAACUACUGUAAAUGUUCCUCACGUCGGAGGUCGCACAUAAAGGUCUGCAGCAUAAGUGACUUAAAAAAAAAAAAAAAGACAACAGCAAGUCCAGUCACUGCAGAAGUCCUUAAAUAUCCACUCUACUGGUGUACUGUGUCUUAAAGACUGCAAUUCUACUCUGUUUUUUUUUUUGUCCCCGUCUAACUAUGUUGUGUUUGAGUGUCUACUCUCCUGUGUCAUUUUUCAUACAGUUUUUAUUUUGUGGGCCAAAAGAUCGAGUAUGCUUUGCUCCAAAAUGUUCUUUAUCCCAUCAUUCUUUUGCACAAUUGAUCACAUUGUUUCUCUUUCCUUUGGUGUUUCUUUGGCACUACCGCGUGCACGAGUGACAUUACCAACAAGUGUUUUGUUUGGUAGUUUUGAUGUGAUUUUGUUUGGUUUAACCAGAGCGCUUGAUGUUCAGGCAUAAUGGAGAAUUCAGGAGGCUCUGAUUUGAAGAAUGUGAUGAGCAUAGACCUCAAUACUGUUAAGUGACUGUGGACCAAACAGUUGGGAGAAAGGGUGUUUGUAUAAAAUAUACGCCUGCGUGUGCAGUUGAUGUGAACGAUGCAGCCCUUUAAAGUAAAUGGAACGAUAUACAUUAUUAACUGUGACUGUGAUGAUACGGCGCUGUUGUGGACAAUUUCAUGGUAGCAUGAAAAAGAUAUUUUAUUUGAAUGGAGGGAAAUCUUUGGCGUGUUUAUCUCGACCACGACAAGAAGAUGAAUUGUUUUGUUUUUUUGCAAAAUGAUUCAAACAAGAGGGAAAGAUAGUGAGAUAUCAUUAGAAAAGAUUUCCCAAUAAAGAAUGUGAUAAACUAUGUGGUGCAAUUGUCCCAAUAUUAGCUCCUCUUCAUAUUUGCAUAGUACCUGGGUGUUGUUGUGAUGCUUUGGCACCCCCAGCAAAUGAAUGUACUGUAGUACAUUUUAGAAUGUUUGUAUUUUACGCCACUAUAUUUUUAAUAAUAAUUGGUUUGUAAUAGGGGUGUUUCCGAUCACAUUUUUUUGCACCGGAGUCCGAGUCUGAAUUUAAGGAUCUGCCGAUACCGAGUCCCAAUCCAAUACCUUGACAAUGCAUUAAAAAAGAAAAAGAAAAUUCUCAAAUUAAUAUUAUGUGUCUCCUAUGUAUAUACAGUACAGUAAUUAUGCAUACAUGCAUACCAAAUAUAUAUGAAUAUUUUAUAUAUUAGGGCUGUUUGAUUACAGCCAAAAUAAUAAUCACGCUUAUUUUGAUCAAAAUAAUUAUGAUUAUUAAUCAUGUUUAUUCCUCAUGUUAGGGAAAAAUCUUUAUUUUUAUUGCACUACUUUUUAACAUACAAUAUUUAACAGUUUUCAGUUCAACAUGAAUCUUUAAAUAAUAAUAAUUAUAAUUAUAAAAAAUUAAUUUCUGAUCUUAUCUGUUCUCUACUUUCUUUGUAUGUAUGGAUUAUUUGGGUUGUUCCCAACAUCUGGUAAAAUCUUGAGGUCAAUAGCACAUUUAAUGAGAAAAAUGGUGACGCGUUAAAUACUUAUUUCAGCUGCUAUACAUCGGUGUCUUUGAGGUUGGUUUCCCCCCUCCAAUAUAUAGCCGCAGGUGCCGGACCACGAACGUGUGGGAGGUGCACUGUAUAGAAUACAGGUCACUCCUACUAAUACUGUAUAUUACAAACUAGGGCUGGCGUCAUCUCGCCUGUGGAGCUUGCAUGUUCUCCCCAUGCCUGCGUGGGUUUUCUCCGGACACUCCGGUUUCCUCCCACAUCCCAAUAACAUACAUGGUAAGUUAAUUGAAGACACUAAAUUGCACGUAGGUGUGAAUGUGAGUGCGAAUGGUUUUUUGUUUAUAUGUGCCGUGCGAUUGGCUGGUGACCAGAUCAGGAUGGACCCUGCCUUAAGCCCAGAGUCAGCUGGGAUAGGAUCCAACACUCCCAUGACCCUAGUGAGGAUAAGCGACACAGAAAAUGGAUGGAGGGAUGAAAUAUAGCCGCGUGACAUUUAUGCUAAAAGAAUGUUAACACUACGCAAAGAACAGAAAUUAUAGAUCAAUGUUCAGGAUGCCUAAUAUUUUAUUU
Messenger RNA from Phycodurus eques (leafy seadragon), 4141 nucleotides. RefSeq names its product store-operated calcium entry regulator STIMATE-like. Gene Ontology annotation, cellular component: membrane; nucleus; cortical endoplasmic reticulum. The transcript has 8 exons. Gene Ontology annotation, biological process: chondrocyte differentiation; chondrocyte proliferation; activation of store-operated calcium channel activity. NCBI's taxonomy places the organism in Eukaryota, Metazoa, Chordata, Actinopteri, Syngnathiformes, Syngnathidae. The coding region runs from base 664 to 1617 and encodes 317 amino acids. Gene Ontology annotation, molecular function: calcium channel regulator activity. The record is from RefSeq and is a predicted model, not a curated record.